UACUUGCGUGUCGGUUAAGCCGUUAAGGUUAAGCGAUCAACACACUGCGCCGAUAGUGUUCCUUCAAUUUUUCUAUGCGCACACAUGCGUACAUACAUAUUGUAUAUCAGCCAAAGGCCAAUCGAUGCUAUUCGUGGUUAACGACACCCAGGAUCAAUACUUUCGAUCAUCUUACCGUGCCCCGCUACCGGGUCAAAAUGACAUUCUCCUUCGAACAUCUGUGGCAUUUAAUUGUUGUCUUGAAGUCACAUUGUAAAAGAGAGUGCAUCGGCGAUGAAACUGAAAAUAAGUUAGGAUUGAUAUCAGUGAAAGAUUGGAAAAUCUACGAAUUUUCCAAUAUACCAGGACUCAUCUUUAUAAAAAAUCCAUUUACCCCCAAUGGUCAUCGAUACUGGAUUAUAAAAUGUUUAAAAGAUUACACAAAGAAACCGUAUAAAUUAAAUUUGGAUGCCCACGAUGAUUUGGGCGAUAAUGAAAACUGGUGGGACAUGUGUUAUAGUAGCAGCAAGUCUAUGCAUUUGAUACAGAAAUUACGUUGGGCGACAUUAGGAUAUCAUCAUAAUUGGAUCACUAAAUUGUAUUCUGAAACAUCUAAAACAGAAAUGCCUAGAGAAUUAUCACUGUUGACCUCAUUUUUAGCAAAAACUUUGAAUUUUGUGGACUUCAAAGCGGAAGCAGCAAUUAUUCAUUAUUAUAGAAUGAAUUCAACUCUAGCGGGUCAUAUUGAUCACUCCGAAGUUGACAUGAAUGCACCGUUAUUUUCCAUAAGCUUUGGACAAACUGCAGUAUUUUUAAUGGGAGGACUUACACAAGAUGAUCCAGCCGACUCCAUACUUGUAAGAAGCGGAGACAUAAUGAUAAUGUCUGGAGAAUCACGUUACAGGCUCCAUGGUAUACCAAAAAUUUUACCAGCCACUUCUAUACCAUGGGAUCAAGAAGAAGUAAAUGACAAUUGUCAACGGAUUCCCAAUGAUUGGAAUAAAGCAAAAGCUUAUAUUUCUGAGGCUAGAAUAAAUAUGAACAUAAGACAGGUGUUACCACCUGGACAAUUAACCCUGUCAUAAAUUGUUGUACAGUUAUUGCACAUCGUGUAAGAUUUGCUUGUAUAGUUUUAUUAAAAAUACUUAUAUUAAUUA
Molecule: messenger RNA, 1136 nt
Organism: Megalopta genalis
Lineage: Eukaryota; Metazoa; Arthropoda; Insecta; Hymenoptera; Halictidae
Source: RefSeq, a predicted model, not a curated record